AGCUCGUCACGCGGGGCUCAGUGCGUUGUUUCUGCGCGCGUGUGUGUGUUUCUCAACACACAAUGUGAAGUGCAAACGGCAAGAAAAGUGAUUUUAAACACGGUAACAAGUACAUCGCGCACAGGCGCUGGGCGUUAUCAUAACUGAUAACAGCAAAAAGCACAACAGUGAAAACAGUUAACAGCGGUUAAAAAUAAAAAAACAGCAAACGUGUGUACGCCUGUGACAUCAGCAUCCCAUUUGCAAUUACCACAUACACAUACAAUAAAAGCUGGCUGCAUGAAAAACAUCACCAGCUCAAGCACUUGCGGCACGGGGCUGCUGCAAUUGCAGAACAAUCUCAGCAACAGCGAAUUGGACGUCGCUGUUGUUGGCAAACCAGAAGCAGUCGGACCCGGCACCAUACCAUCCCCGUGGCCACCAGUGAAUGCCGGUCCUCCUGGUCCCCUGGGAUCGGCAGACACAAAUGGCAGCAUGGUGGACAGUAAAAACUUGGAUGUUGGCGAUAUGAGCGAUGACGAAAAAGAUUUAUCAUCCGCCGAUGCCGAGGGUGUCUGGAGUCCGGACAUUGAGCAAAGCUUUCAAGAGGCACUGUCAAUAUAUCCACCAUGUGGACGGCGAAAGAUUAUAUUAUCCGAUGAGGGUAAAAUGUAUGGGCGCAACGAGCUAAUCGCGCGUUACAUCAAAUUGCGCACGGGCAAGACGAGAACCCGUAAACAAGUCAGCUCCCAUAUCCAAGUGCUCGCCAGACGGAAACUCCGUGAAAUUCAAGCCAAAAUUAAAGUCCAAUUUUGGCAACCCGGUCUGCAGCCGAGCACAUCACAAGAUUUUUAUGAUUACAGCAUCAAGCCGUUCGCCCAGCCGCCCUAUACGCCCGGCAAGCCCUCGACGGCGGUCUCCGGUGAAAUAGAGGCUGGUAUUCCGCCCGCACAAUUGCCAUGGGAAGGACGCGCGAUUGCCACGCAGAAAUUCCGCUUGCUCGAGUUUACGGCCUUCAUGGAAAUCCAAAGAGAUGAGAUCUAUCACCGACAUCUAUUCGUACAGCUGGGCGGCAAGCCAUCCUUCUCCGAUCCGCUACUUGAGACUGUUGACAUCCGGCAAAUAUUUGACAAAUUUCCGGAGAAAUCCGGCGGUCUCAAAGAGCUUUACGAGCAGGGUCCGCAGAAUGCGUUCUACCUGGUUAAAUGUUGGGCGGAUCUCAACACGGACGUAACGACGGGCAGUGAAACGGGCGAUUUCUAUGGCGUUACAAGCCAAUAUGAAAGUAAUGAGAACAUUGAGCUCGUCUGCUCGACAAUUGUCUGCUCGUUUGGCAAACAGGUUGUGGAAAAGGUGGAGCACGAGUAUUCGCGCCUGGAAAACAAUCGCUACGUUUACCGCAUUCAGCGCUCGCCCAUGUGCGAGUACAUGAUCAAUUUCAUACAAAAGCUGAAGAACCUACCUGAACGCUAUAUGAUGAACAGUGUGCUCGAGAACUUUACAAUACUGCAAGUAAUGCGAGCGCAAGAAACGAAAGAGACACUGCUAUGCAUAGCGUAUGUGUUUGAGGUGGCGGCGCAGAACAGCGGCACCACGCACCACAUCUAUCGCCUUAUAAAGGAAUAGCAUGAGCUGCAUGAAGCAGCGCCCAAUCUGUCCGCGUUACCCACCAAUGCACAAAUCAGCGAAUACAGCAACAACAACAACAACAACAACAACAACAACAGCAACAACAGCAACAGUAACAGCAACAAUACGAGUAGAACCC
Messenger RNA from Drosophila novamexicana, 1747 nucleotides. RefSeq names its product protein scalloped (gene scalloped). The transcript is spliced from 11 exons. Gene Ontology annotation, molecular function: RNA polymerase II cis-regulatory region sequence-specific DNA binding; DNA-binding transcription factor activity, RNA polymerase II-specific. Gene Ontology annotation, cellular component: transcription regulator complex. Gene Ontology annotation, biological process: hippo signaling; regulation of transcription by RNA polymerase II; embryonic organ development. Bases 280 to 1605 code for a protein of 441 amino acids. Lineage: Eukaryota; Metazoa; Arthropoda; Insecta; Diptera; Drosophilidae. The record is from RefSeq and is a predicted model, not a curated record.